This is a messenger RNA of Telopea speciosissima, 960 nucleotides long. RefSeq names its product peroxidase 60-like. Gene Ontology annotation, biological process: response to oxidative stress; hydrogen peroxide catabolic process. NCBI's taxonomy places the organism in Eukaryota, Viridiplantae, Streptophyta, Magnoliopsida, Proteales, Proteaceae. The record is from RefSeq and is a predicted model, not a curated record. The coding region runs from base 2 to 949 and encodes 315 amino acids. Gene Ontology annotation, molecular function: peroxidase activity; heme binding. The transcript has 5 exons. Gene Ontology annotation, cellular component: plasmodesma; plant-type cell wall.
AAUGAUCAUGCAAUCCACUUGCCUAGUAGGUUACUACAAGGGAAAAUGUCCCAACAAUUGUACAGAUGUGGAGGCUAUUGUCAGAAGUUCGGUAACCUCACAAUUUGGGUUAGAUCCAACUAUCAUACCCCAACUCAUACGCCUGCAAUUCCAUGAUUGCUUUGUGAGGGGUUGUGAUGCAUCAAUACUCCUAGAUGGCAAUUCAACAGAGAAGACUGCAACUCCGAAUCUAACUGUGAGAGGUUUCAAUGUCAUCGAUCGCAUAAAAUUUGCUGUGGAAGACCAAUGCCCUGGUGUUGUCUCUUGUGCUGAUAUAAUUAUCAUGGCUGCCAGAGAAGCUGUAUUCCUGGGUGGUGGACAGUUCUACAAUGUAACAACAGGAAGAAGAGAUGGCUUAAUUUCUCUCGAGAGCGAUGCUCUUGCUCUCCUUCCUCAUGCUAACAUAUCAAUCAGUGACAGUAUCGCAACAUUUGCAAGUAGAGGCAUUGAUGUUCCAGACAUGGUUACGCUCAUUGGUGGUCAUACAGUAGGGUUUGCACGUUGUUCUUCUUUCAAAGAUCGCCUCUACAAUUUCAACAACACAGGCCAGGCUGAUCCAACCAUGGAUACACUUCUAGUUACUGUACUAAAGCAGACAUGCCCCCAGAAUUCAGCAACCAAUAACAUAGUCAAUCUGGAUCAGAAUACCGCAAGUGCAAACACUGUGGACAACUCCUACUACCAGCAGAUAAAGAUUAACAGAGGAAUUCUACGAAUUGAUCAAGAAAUAGAUCUGGACUUUCAAACUAGUCCUACAGUGCGGUUGCUAGCCUACAGUAACGUUAUCUUCAAUGCACAAUUUGCCGCUGCCAUGUUCAAGUUGGGAGCUGUAAAUGUUCUUACAGAACCACUAGGUGAGAUUAGGACUUCAUGUCGAUCCAUUAACCACCCUCCUCCACCUAGUCGUUAACCAUUAUUUAU